Trematomus bernacchii (emerald rockcod) is the source of this 1133-nucleotide messenger RNA. It is a transcript of the gene nfu1, whose product is annotated as NFU1 iron-sulfur cluster scaffold homolog (S. cerevisiae). Gene Ontology annotation, cellular component: mitochondrion. The record is from RefSeq and is a predicted model, not a curated record. The coding region runs from base 46 to 804 and encodes 252 amino acids. Gene Ontology annotation, biological process: iron-sulfur cluster assembly. The transcript has 8 exons. NCBI's taxonomy places the organism in Eukaryota, Metazoa, Chordata, Actinopteri, Perciformes, Nototheniidae. Gene Ontology annotation, molecular function: iron-sulfur cluster binding; iron ion binding.
CAUGUAGGACAGACCACUUCCGUCUUUUAAAUAACCAUAACAAACAUGGCGACUUACAAGCAGGUCGGCAGGUUAUUGGGAAUUUCAGCAAGGCUUUCCCGUCCUCUUGCAGUCAGUGCAUAUCAGUGCGCCAGAUUGCACUUGCCUUCACAUAACACAGCAGUCCAAAACAGAUGGCCACAAAACCCCCAUUGGAUUGUUCCUGCAAGGACCAUGUUUGUGCAGACGCAGGACACACCAAACCCAAACAGUCUAAAGUUUCUUCCCGGUCGUACAGUUCUUGAAUCUGGGACUAUGAAUUUUGCGGGUCCUCGUGAUGCUCAUUGCUCACCCUUAGCCAGGCAGCUGUUUAGGAUCGAGGGAGUCACGGGUGUCUUCCUAGGCUCUGACUUUAUCACCAUAUCAAAGUCUGAUGAAAAUAUGGAAUGGAGAGUUAUCAAGCCAGAUGUGUUUGCUGCCAUCAUGGACUUCUUUGCAUCUGGACUUCCUGUGGUGAAUGAGGACAGCACACCAAGUGCAGAUACAGCACCAUCAGAGGAUGACGAUGAAGUAGUCGCUAUGAUCAAAGAACUUCUGGACACUCGAAUAAGGCCAACAGUGCAGGAGGAUGGAGGUGAUAUAGUGUAUCGGGGGUUUGAGGGCGGCAUUGUUAAACUGAAGCUGCAGGGCUCCUGCACCAGUUGUCCCAGUUCAAUGGUUACUUUGAAGAGUGGAAUCCAAAACAUGUUGCAGUUUUACGUUCCCGAAGUUGAAUCAGUGGAGCAGGUGACGGAUGAGGAUGAGGAGGAAGCUGCUCAAGUGUGAACUACACUGAAACCACAUUUACACAUUCCUCGCUCCCCCCACCAACUCCUUUGAUUCAAGCCAUAGUUACAAUAAAAUGGAUUACAGCACAGCAUAGCUGUCCUCAUUAUUCAUCCAGAUGCCAAUGAUUUUGAUAUCUAUUUUCUGUACAGUGAUUACAAAAUUAAAAUAUAUAGGACAGAAGAGCCUGGUCAUAGGAACUGAUUGCUCUAGAGCUGAAAUCAACGGUGAUUAUUAUUUUACAAUGUCACACCUUUUUCAUUUCAGUCACUAACCUUACCUUUACAUAAUUAUACUGUAUGUAUAUAAAUAAAGUUUGUUGAAAUAUG